Arabidopsis thaliana (thale cress) is the source of this 843-nucleotide messenger RNA. It is a transcript of the gene SCP2, whose product is annotated as sterol carrier protein 2. NCBI's taxonomy places the organism in Eukaryota, Viridiplantae, Streptophyta, Magnoliopsida, Brassicales, Brassicaceae. The coding region runs from base 184 to 555 and encodes 123 amino acids. The transcript is spliced from 4 exons. Gene Ontology annotation, cellular component: peroxisome. The record is from RefSeq and is marked reviewed.
AAACAGUAAUCAUGAGGUAAGAAUAAGCAAAUAGGGAAGCGUGCCAGUCUCUAACAAAAAUCUCAAUCUUUCCAUACUUAUCGAUCACGUCACCUCCUUUGUCUCUAUUACCUAACUCCAUCCUUAAAAAUCCAAUCUUUCACCUUUCUUCUCCGAGAUUUCACUACACUGCGCAAUAAAAAAAUGGCGAAUACCCAACUCAAAUCCGAUGCAAUCAUGGACAUGAUGAAGGAACAUCUUUCCACCGACGCCGGGAAAGAGGUCACAGAGAAGAUCGGUCUUGUUUAUCAGAUCAACAUUGCUCCAAAGAAAUUAGGGUUUGAAGAGGUUACUUACAUCGUUGAUCUGAAGAAAGGCGAAGUCACCAAAGGGAAAUAUGAAGGAGGGAAAGUGGAUGCUACGUUCUCCUUCAAGGAUGAUGAUUUUGUCAAAGUUGCCACUGGAAAGAUGAAUCCUCAGAUGGCUUUCAUUAGGGGUGCGAUGAAGAUCAAGGGUAGUCUCAGUGCUGCGCAGAAAUUCACCCCUGACAUCUUCCCUAAACCUUCAAAGUUGUGAACACCAAAAAGAGUGGUAUGCAGCAAACCCUAAACUCAAGCUCAAUUUAUGUCUUCAAAGGGGUUGGCUUUUUAGUACAACUAGUCAGAAAUAAAGUUCUCUUCAAAGUAUCUUUGUAUUCUCUUUUAUCUUUGGAACAAAAAUAUUGGUAUUGGGUUUUAAUAAUAUGAAUCUUCUCUUUGAACAUCUUACUGUUGGCAAGUGUGUAUCAAUUCAUUACCUUUAUUUCCUAUGAGUGAAAUUAACAUAAUCAUACAUUGUAAAAUAAUUGUCCAAACUUAAGGAGUC